This is a messenger RNA of Schizophyllum commune H4-8, 1283 nucleotides long. RefSeq lists its product as uncharacterized. The record is from RefSeq and is a predicted model, not a curated record. Bases 209 to 1072 code for a protein of 287 amino acids. Gene Ontology annotation, molecular function: RNA polymerase II cis-regulatory region sequence-specific DNA binding; DNA-binding transcription factor activity, RNA polymerase II-specific. Gene Ontology annotation, biological process: regulation of transcription by RNA polymerase II. Gene Ontology annotation, cellular component: nucleus. The transcript has 4 exons. NCBI's taxonomy places the organism in Eukaryota, Fungi, Basidiomycota, Agaricomycetes, Agaricales, Schizophyllaceae.
GCCUCUCCCCACUGCUUCCAUUUUCACACAACCCACAGGCUCGGCUCGCUUCCCACCAAUGCGUAGCCCCUAGCCACGCCUGCCCCCAAGACGAGGACUUUGAGUGGAGUGGCCAAUUGCCUCAUUUGGUGCUGUGCGAGUCAACUGAUCAGGAGGAUUGAAGUCUAUAAAGGCUGGAUUCGGCUCCCGUCUCUCUUCCGUUACCGCGAUGACCUCCCGCAAGAGGUCGAGCUCGGGCUUUGUGCAGUCGCAAGGUGGUCGGUCCACUCGGCGGCGCGCGGACGCAGCGCCAGCUUACCACGGGAACGAGACGCACGGCGGAGAGAUUGCGCUUAAUUCAGUUGGAGCGACCGCAGCUGAGACGGCGGUGAGCCCGGGAGCAGGAGAGGCGAUCUCCCCAGUGCAGAGAAGUUCCACGACUUCGUCUAUCCCUGCUCUAGUCGCUACCCCCUCGCAUGUUGGUCCGUCUGCCAAUGGACCCUUCGUCCAGUACGUCCCAGGCUCGUCGAACAGGCCCCGCAACGGCCCUCCCCACGUAUGCACCGUCUGCGAUAAACACUUCAUGAGGCCCUCGACACUCGCUACGCAUAUGAACAUCCACUCGGGUGCUACACCGUACAUUUGCGGCUUCCAAGGCUGCCACGCGCGCUUCAACGCGCGGUCGAACGUGACGCGGCACCGCUACCUGCACGGCGCUGCGUUUGCGCAGAAGCAGGGCGAUAUCGAGACGGGAAGGGCGGCAAGAGGGAUGACGGUGUUCGUCGAACCCGUCGUGGCCUCGCCGAGUGGGAUUCCUAUGGCUCCGCCGAAUGGGCCGCUUGUGAGCACCAGGGUAAGUGCAUCGUCGUACGAGAUGGCGGGGGAGUUCGGUGCGGCGUGGUCAGUCGAUGACGCGGGGAGUAGCAACGAAGUGGGUCCGUCGAGUGCUCAACAGCCUGCUGAUCACGAGGUGCGUUGGAUGCCGGUGAAUCAGGUGUCCCGAGGGCGUACAUCGUACUCGCCUAUUGCGAUGACAGGCAGCAGAGGGUCGAAGAAGCAGCACAGAAAUGCAGGCCCUCGAUCCGAAGGUUGAAAGCUAUCUGGCGGGCAAUACUCUACCAUACACGCAUACACUACUCUUGCCGUUUCUUGCUCUGGUCGGUUCGCUUUGUUCCAUAUCGGUCUGUUUAACCUUGUCUGUAUAUCGUCUAUUUCCAAAUAGGCAUGUAUAUUUGUAUGACCACAUAUAUACAGUGCGACCCGCCACUUCUCGACUGCCUCUUUGGGCGGGACCAUCAUUUUUG